This is a messenger RNA of Puccinia triticina, 594 nucleotides long. RefSeq lists its product as uncharacterized. Lineage: Eukaryota; Fungi; Basidiomycota; Pucciniomycetes; Pucciniales; Pucciniaceae. The record is from RefSeq and is a predicted model, not a curated record. The transcript has 6 exons. The coding region runs from base 1 to 594 and encodes 197 amino acids.
AUGAAAUCCCGUUUCAACGUUCAAGUCUCAGUAUUGCUCUUAGCUGGGAGCUUUUUGAAAGUAUUGGCUCAGACGACUCCGCCUCCUCCCUGUUUUAUCACUGGACCCAAUUUCCCGCUUCCUCGCACCAUAGUCUACGAUGAAAAAGCAGUACAAUGCGACACGACUAUCAAGCUAGCCACCCCUCUCCUAAACAUUCCUGAUAUAUACAUCCAAGUUGGCACACAAAAAUUUAGUUUUUCGUCAAAGGAUAUCGGCUUUCACACGUCCAACCUGCCAUCGACGAUUUUUGCGUUGAAAACUUUUGGUGUUGUGCCAAAAGAGAAAGAAGCAGUACUCGAUAUAUAUGGGAAAUUGUAUGGCGCUAUGAAUGCUGCUGUGCGAAGCAACAAUUACAAAGAUGCAAUUCAAAUGGUGAAAGGAGCACAAAACUUCCUCAAUUUGCAUAUUCGAGUCCUGGCCGGUGAUUCAUCAUCUGAAAAAUUGACUGAAAUGUUUACCAAGGUUACCAGGCUUUGUAUCAAAUGUACCGCCAAAGACUAUCAAGAUUUGAACGCAUAUGCCGUCGCCAAGAAGAUCCGUAUAGAGCCAUGA